GUUUGGACUGCCCUGUGCUCCAGCUGCUCCUUUCAAUCCUCAAGCGGUCAUCGUUGAGUAGGUUCUUCGCCCUCCAGCGCCAUCGGCAGCCGCUCCGCCCGUGCUACAUUUCAUUCUUGUUUUAGUCCCUGCUGUUUGUACAACGCCCAUUUCCUAUUGUUACGCCGCCCGCUUUCUUUAGACACGACGGUCCGACAGGGGCAGGCCGGCGUCGCUCGUGUGGUGGCGAGAGCUCGACUCUGCGACCACCGCCUUCGCCACCCAUCCCCGACAUUUCUUCUCCAGGGGCGCACGACGGACCGACACAGGCAGCGAGUGUAGCCAGCUCGCCGGAUAUCCAGACACAUCAGCGCAGAAAUGGCAUCGCCACCUAAACCGUGGGAGAGAGCAGGCGCGACCGCGGCGUCACCAAUAUCGUCCCUCGCGACCUCUCCGAAUCCCGCGAUACCCGCAACCACGACGGCAACCGCGGCCACGGCCAGCGGCGCGCCUGCUCUGCCUGCAUUUCCAACGAGCCUGGCCAACACCGUCAAUCAGGCCGCCGCCGCGUACUCGAGACCCCUCGGCGCCAGCCCAUACGGCGCGUCCCCGUACGGUGCGGGCUACUCUUCUCCGUACGGCGGAGGAAUGUAUUCUCGGCUGGGAGGCUACGGCGGCUAUGGCGGCGGCUACGGAGGCGGCAUGUAUGGCGGCCUAGGCGGAUACGGCGGUGGCAUGUAUGGUGGCGGCAUGUACGGUGGAGGCAUGGGCGGUGGCAUGGGCGGCGCACAAGGUGACCCCAACGACCCAAACAGCCUGACCAACCGCUUCGGCAUGAGCACCCAGCAAACCUUCCAGAUGCUCGAGGGGAUCGUGGGCGCCUUUGGCGGGUUCGCCCAGAUGCUCGAGAGCACCUACAUGGCCACACACUCCAGCUUUUUCGCCAUGGUCUCUGUCGCCGAGCAGUUUGGCAAUCUUCGUGACGCUCUCGGCUCCGUUCUGGGCAUCUUCACCCUGAUGCGCUGGAUCAGAAACCUCAUCGCCAGGCUCACUGGCAGGCCGCUGCCCGCCGACGUCAAGGCUCUCACACCAGCCGCCUUUGCACGAUUCGAGGGCCGUAGCGGCGCCGCCAACCUUGGUGCGGACGGCAGGCUCCGCCCCAGCCGCAAGCCGCUCUUCUUCUUCGUCCUCGCCGCCUUUGGUCUUCCUUUCCUCAUGAGCAAGGCUAUCAGGUCUAUGGCUGCCUCACAGGAGGAGGAGCGCCGCCGCCUCGAGGUGCAGAGCCAGCAACUGGCAGUGGAUCCCACCCAGCUCGAGUUUUGCCGUGUUCUCUACGACUUCGACCCGACAGCGCUGGCCCAACAAGGCGGCGCCCUCACGGCUGGUGUCGAUAUCGCCGUGAAGAAGGGCGAUUUUGUCGCAGUCUUGGGCCGCACCGACCCGAACGGAAACCCUUCCGAAUGGUGGCGGUGCCGUUCUAGGGACGGACGCAUUGGAUACCUCCCGGCCAACUUCCUCGAGGUUAUGCAGCGCCAGGUUAAUAACACAGCCGCUCGUGCCGCCAUCAAGGACAGUGCUGCCACCGUUGGCGGUGAGAGUACUAGGACUAGCUCCAUGACCAGCAACGUCAGCGCACCCACGAACAUGGCGGUCCAGAAGCAGGCACCACCGAUUCCCCUGUCCAAGAUGGGCGACAUCAGUCCCGAGAGCUUCCAAAAGUCACAAUUUUAUAGUUAGAAGCCUGGACUUGUGUCCGCGACGCUCCCACCCGGCUCCAAUGUUGCCGACGCGCCGGCCGGGGAACCUGUAUCCACGAUCAAGCCUCGGUUCAACUUGGAAGAUCAGUUCGCGGUCGAUGCUCCGAACACCCUGGCCAGGCCCAUUCUUGAACUUCCUCGUUCGGCGGGUACUACGGUUUGGCCACAGCACCAUGAUAUAUCCGUGCAGCCGCCUCUGUCCCAGAUUCACGACAGCUCCGUGCCCGAAGUUGGGGUUGAAGACGACCGUCGCUUUGGCCACCCAGAUGCUCACGACGCAUUCUUUGGCACUAGACGCAGGGCCCGGCGUCAGAUAGUUCGGUCUAAGCAACGCGCCCUUGACCUCGACGACUUCAGCAGCCGAUUUCGCGCAUGGGAGGAUCAGGGACCCGCUCAUAGCGAGCCUGGAGCCCAAGGCAUAUGCAAAUGCUACGCCUGCGAGCAGUUUUUCCGAACCUCUCAGCAGGCGCAGCCGACCACUCGGGGGGAGGCUUUCAAAAUCCACAUGUCUCUGCCGGCCAUCAAGAAGUCGGGGCUCUGAAACGACGCCCCGGGCCUGGGGUACUCGCAGGUCAUUCGCUAUUCUGUGUUUCCUUUCCAGUCUUGUUAUUUCUUCUUUAUCUUCUUAUUAAUCCGUAGUACUCUUUUCAAGCGGUGUCCAGCGAUCCAGCCUCGCCGGCUGGCCUCGGUAGGAUACCGACGAAGCGUGCACACACAACCUAGACGGGGAGGAGUUAUGCUGGGUUGGAAAAAGGACCCUCUGUAUUGGUAUCAUGUUUAUCAUAAGCGAAUUUUAUUGACUAUUUUUUUUUCCUCUCUUGGUUUUUGCCUCUGUCUCUCGAUUGGUAGCUCACAUUGCGUGCAUAAGGAUGAAACGGCGGGAAACAAGAAAUAGCCAAGAAGCUACAGGCUAAGGGGAAAGAAGGAAAAAAGAAGUCGACUUGUAGGUUACAUUCGGAUAAUGCAAGUCCUGAUUGUAGCAGGGAGACUCUCAUUUCACUUGUUCAGAUAUUGUGAUCAUAUAAUUACCACUCUACUCGCGGCGAGUGCCUCGCCAAGUUAAACCCAGUCAUG
Gaeumannomyces tritici R3-111a-1 is the source of this 2810-nucleotide messenger RNA. Its product is annotated as peroxisomal membrane protein PAS20. NCBI's taxonomy places the organism in Eukaryota, Fungi, Ascomycota, Sordariomycetes, Magnaporthales, Magnaporthaceae. The transcript has 3 exons. The coding region runs from base 358 to 1716 and encodes 452 amino acids. Gene Ontology annotation, molecular function: protein binding. The record is from RefSeq and is a predicted model, not a curated record. Gene Ontology annotation, biological process: protein import into peroxisome matrix, docking. Gene Ontology annotation, cellular component: peroxisomal membrane; peroxisome; peroxisomal importomer complex.